Molecule: messenger RNA, 4022 nt
Organism: Myxocyprinus asiaticus (Chinese sucker)
Lineage: Eukaryota; Metazoa; Chordata; Actinopteri; Cypriniformes; Catostomidae
Exons: 2
Coding region: 210-2099 (629 amino acids)
Biological process (GO): regulation of transcription by RNA polymerase II
Cellular component (GO): nucleus
Molecular function (GO): protein dimerization activity
Source: RefSeq, a predicted model, not a curated record
ACGAAAUUGUUACAGGAACAAAAACGAAAACGUAACCAUCUUUUAAUCCUUCUGAACUAAAACACGUUUUCUAAAUGACGUUUAAACGGUAAAUAACGUCAUUUCUUCGUUCCGUCUAAUCGUUUUAAUUUAGCAGUCUAUUAACUAUGAACAUGCUGUAUGACAGAGAGUGAGACGAUCACAGAGCGACAUCUAACAACUGGACAGAGAUGGGUCGCCACCAAGAGAAUCCAGCGCAUCGGUAUUUCUUUUAUGACAAGGUCUCUAAUAAGUCUUUCUGCAAAAUUGAAGGAUGCGGGGCAGAAAUAUCUGGGCACCAUGGAGGCAACCUGCAGAGACACCUUCAGCGUAGACAUCCAGCAGAGCAUGCUGAGACAUCCGCCCAAAAGAGACCAGCAUUUGUAGAUGGACUAACAACUCUGGAUGUGGCUGUUGUGAAAAGGCCAAAGAUCGCAGGCCUGCAUGUCCAAUUAAGUCCCGAUAUCAUAAAAGAUGCAUGCAUAGAGCUAGUAACCAUUAACGGGAGACCGUUGUCGUUAAUGGAGGACUCGGGCUUCAGGAAAAUUAUAGACCCAAUACAAGAGGCUAUUGGAAAUGACUUUGCCAUCAAUUCAACAAACAUCUGUGAAAUGGUGUCCGAUGUUGCUCAGGGGGAGAGGGAACAGCUUAAGAAUGAGUUAAAUGGAAGACUUCUGAUGCUUAAAAUUGAUUCAGCUACAUGCAGAGACCGAACUGUUCUUUGUAUAAAUGUACAAUACGCUGAUGGAGACAAAAUUGUUAUGCACACAUUGGCCGUUAAGGAGCUAACGGAACGGCACACGACUGCAUACAUCUCAUCAGUUGCAAAGGAUGUCUUGCAUGAAUAUAAUGUUGAAUUGCGCCAAGUGUACUCCGUAACAUCAGAUAAUGGCGUUAACAUGGUGAAAGAAGUUUAUUUACUGUCCGAUAUGCAAGAAGGUGACCUGUCUAUCAACGAGAAUGAAACUGAUGCUGCGAUCACACUGGUGAAAGAGGAGCUAACCGAGGCUGAAGUCGGAAGUCAGGAGUUAGACAUUGAACUUGAUUCUGUGACGCAAGGACAUGUGUUGCGCAGUGUCAGGUGUCCUGCUCAUACCUUUCAAUUAGCAAUUGAUGAUGCAUUAAAAGAGAAAUGGUCAUCCAGCUUGAUUUGUAAAGCAAGGCGCGUUGCUAAAGAGUUGCGCGCACAGAACAUUGUCAUUCCUCGGAAAAAAAUGGGGCACGAGAGGGCCAUUGUCGACUGUGCGACAUGCUGGCAGUCGACACAUGAUAUGCUUGAGUGGCUUUUGGAGCUCAGGAGCUUCUGUGAGGAUAUGGCUCCAGCCAUAAAAGCACUGCAUUUAAUUGAGAACGAAUGGCAGGAUAUAGCCAACUUGGUGUGCGCAUUGAAACCUGCGAAAAUCGCAGCGAAAAGCCUCCAGUCUGACCAGCUUACGGCAGGUGACUUCUACGGCGUUUGGCUCCAGUGUGUACUUUGCACAGACAAAAUCGACAACCUCUUCGCGAAACGACUAGUCCAGUGUCUCAAGGUACGGCAAACUAGACUUUUUGACAGUGAUGCCUUUGUGGCUGCUUUAUUUCUCGAUCCUAGAUACCGACUUUUUCUUACAGAACAUCAAACAGAAAGGGCUAAACUUCACUUAACUCGUGCCUGGGAAGCCAUUAAAAAUGUAUCCGCCAACAGCGCGACUAGUACACAGUGCACACCAUCCCAGUCAUCUGAGGAAGAUGAUGAGAUUGAACAGCUGUUGAUGGCAAAAGAACUGCAGGCCACAACAGUGCAGAGUUCUCAUGUUUCCAUAUCGUCCCUUUUGGAUGUCUACUCAAGAGGAGCACGUCUUAAACGUAGCGAGUGUCUUUUCAAGUACUGGGCAAGCAUCGCCCCCACUAACCCAGACUUACAUAAACUUGCUAUGAAUGUCAUUGCACUCCCUGUAACACAAGUGAGCUUAGAACGUGCAAAUUCAUGCCUCAAGUUUAUCCUUUCCGAACCGGCAUUGUCAAUGAACGCACAGGUCUUGGAAGACAUACUUUUCUUACGUUUAAACAAACAAUAUGGACUUGCAGUAAAUUACAAAUGAUUCAGGAGCCCGGGUGGGGGGGGAGAUGUAUGAAAUUGUGGCUAUUGCACCUUUUUCUAAUUUCUCAGACACGAGCCUUUCCAGUAGCCUUGGGCCAAGUCCACAGUAAUCCGUUUUCAUUUGAUAACUCAUUUUCAGUUUCCUUAUACUAUUGUUUUACAAAAAUGGGGUAAUGGAGAGCAUUUUCAUAAGGCUCCAUUCUCGGUGGAAGAAAACACUUUUCUAGUGUGGAUGAGAGAUGUAAACGUUGCGAAAUCAAUGUGUUUUCAAAUGAAUAUUUGAAUGAGUAUUAGUGAGGACGUGGCCUAAGGGUGCAUUCAUACAAAACGCAUAUUGGGAUCCAUCUGCGCUGUUUGUCAAUUGUUUUUCUAUAGAUGGAUGUCUGUGCUGCAUUUCGUUGUUUUGUUUUUUUGUUUGUUUUUUUUAGCAUUUCACGAAGGAGUGCCGAGGUUUUUUUUAGAUGCCAUGUUAGGGGUAAAAGAACUUUAACUUUUAUAAGCACACCUCAAGACACCUGCAUUGUGUUCCUUUCAUUAUGCUGCAUCUAGCUUUUUUAAUGCAAGAACACAUUCAGUCUGAAUGGCCCCUAAAAUGGACCAUUAUGGUUUCUUUUAAUGUUUUCAAGUAAUGUAAUAUUGUAAGUAACAGAAAAGAUAAAUUACAGAUUCUUCUCAGAGCAAACAUAUAGUUUUCUUUUCUUUUUGCCCCAGAAAGUGGGUCAAAUUGACCCAAUAUGAUGUAAUUUUUUUGCAUUUUAUGAAAAAUACCAUUUGUACACUUGAAAUUCCAAGUAGUUUUUACAAAUAUUGUUUGUGACCCUAACCAGUGUCAUUUCCAAAUUGAUUGGUCAUACGUUCCGAAAAAUUACUGCUUUUGUAUCACUACACCAAGUCUUCAUAAAGGGGGUCAAAAUGACCCGUACACAUUUUCUAUGUCAUUUUGACUCAUCAUCGUAUUUUUUUAUCAGUUUUGUCAGUAAGAAUGUUUUAAUAUGUAAGAAGUUUGAUUUGUGCACCAUUUUUGGACACUGCUUAAUUUUGAUGACUUUACUGUUAUUCUAAAAUGUGGAAAAUAAUCAUAAAAAAGAAUUAAUAGGUGUGUCCAAACUUUUGACUUACUGUAUCUCUUUCCCACCAAAAGAAAUUGUGCAAAAUCUGUCCAGAGUCAUAGACAAAAAGGUGAAAAUUUGUUUUGUGCAAGAUGUGCAGAGUUUGUCUGCAAAGAAGAUGAUAGCUAUAUUAUCUGCAAUAGUUGUCAACAGUGAAAUUUCUUUAAUGAACUCACAUAUUUUAUAGUCAUUUAUGUUGAAUUUCAUUUGUUUAACUGUAAAUGUUCAUGUAAAGUGAACAAAUAAAACAUUGAUUAAAAAAUUGUCCAUAAUUUUUUUAAGUUGAGGAUAGACCUUUAAAUCCAGUUGAAUCCAGUAGGGCUUCCUACCACCAUUUUUGUUUAAAUUACUAUAGUAAUAAAAUUGUUUCAUAGACAGUUCCUUAAUUUUGCAACUUUUUACCCUAUUGUUAAUUUUUUAUUGUUAUUAUUUUUCUCACAGCACACCACAGAUACUGUCAUUUAGAAAAUUAGAAAAACCAUGUAUGUGGUUGUGCUUGGUGUCUCCUUUAAUUUGACCACAUGGUGGCGCUGUUUAUUUGUUAUAAUGGGUCUGUUACUCGUCAUUAAAGAAACAGUAGUACACCUGUCCCUCAACUACAUACCAUAUUCAGUGAGUCACACAGCAGGCAUGUCAUGUAAUUACAGGCACAUGGAAACUGGGUCAUUUUAAGGUUCUUUGCAUUUGGCAGUUAGAUCCAAGGGGAUAUUUUUAUUUCUUAUUGAAGGAGUUAUUUAUGGCAUGCUAUGCAGAGUUUUUUCCCUUCCCAAAAUACUUUAGUGAUUGUAUCCAAAAAUUUCUAAUUUAACUUUACA